UUGAAUUUGAAAUAAAUAGCAAGCGAAUCUAGGUUAGUUUGUUGAUUGUGGUUUAUUUGAAAAUUAAAACGACAAAAUCAUCAUCAUCAUCAUCAUCAUGAGUAGCGAAAAUCAGCAACAACGAAAAUUACGAAUAUUGGUUACACCAUUAAAUGGUUUUGGCCAUCUAAAUGCAUGUCAUGGAUUUUGUGAAGAACUUGUUGCUCGUGGUCAUCAUGUUAUUUUUGCAUUAGAUCCAGAUUUCAAUGGUUAUUUAACUGGCCAUGGAUUUGAAGAACGAAUACUUGACAUUAAGAAACGAAAAGAUCCCGAAAAUAAUAAUUUGGAUUUUUGGCAAGGUUUCAUGCAACGAUAUUCGAAUCUAUAUAAACAAGAUGCAUGGAAUAUAGUGCAAAAUUGUUUACCAAUCACUUGCGAAGCAAUGUUUGAUGAUGAAUGUAUGAGUCAAGAUGCAUAUCGAAAAAUAAUCGACGAGGUAAAACCUGAUUUAAUCAUCAAUGAUCGAUAUAUUUGUUCACCAGCUAUAGUUGGAUCAAAUAUUCCAUGGAUAUGGCUUAUGUCGGCUGCACCACAUUAUUUGUUUAUGGAUGAUCAACAAAAUCGUCGCUGUCCACCAUAUUUCUCUGGAUUACCAUGUAACGAUCAAAAUGAUGAAUAGAAACGAUUCGUUCAAAUACAGAAUGAAUCAAUGAAACCAAUAAUCGAACGUGUUAAUGAAUAUGCUCGCAAAAAAGACUUGUUGCCGUUUCCAAAUCGUUUACAUCCAUUUUCACCAUAUUUAAAUCUGUAUUCAUGGCCACGUGAAUUACGAUUUAAAGAUAUGAUGAACGAUGAUGAAACGAUUGAUGGAUCAAUUAAAUUGAUUGGUAUCGAUCACAUGAUACGUGGUACCCGGUUACCAUUUAAGCAGCCAGAAUUUAUUUUGCCAGACAAAUUGCAAAAAAUGUCUGGUAAAUUAAUCUAUUUUUCACUAGGAACAUUGGGUUGUGUCAUCAAUGGUGUAAUGCCACGAUUAAUUGAUAUUUUAUCACGAUCUAAACAUCGAUUUAUUGUGUCGAAAGGACCAAUUGAAAUUAAAUUAGCUGAUAAUAUGUAUGGUGAACCGUUUUUACCACAAUUGUCGAUUUUACCAUUGGUCGAUAUGGUUAUUACACAUGGUGGUAAUAAUACAGUUACGGAAUCGCUUUAUUUUGGUAAAAAAAUGCUUGUCUUGCCAUGUUUUGGCGAUCAAUUUGAUAAUGCACAACGUAUCACCGAAUUGGGUCUUGGCUGUCGUGCUGAUCUUCAUCAAUCAACAGCUGAUGAAAUUUUGGAAAAAAUUGAAAAAAUUCUCAAAGAUGACAAAAUGAGUGAAAGAGUUGAAAAGAUUUCCAAAAGAUUACGGCAAUCAAAUGAUCGAAAACGAGUGGUUGAUUAUAUUGAACAAAUGAUGGUGAAUUUGCCAUAACAAUAAAUCAUAUAUUUAGCUUUGAAUUAAAUUGAAAACACGUGAUCAAAUAAACGACAAUAGGUUUG
Molecule: messenger RNA, 1515 nt
Organism: Dermatophagoides farinae (American house dust mite)
Lineage: Eukaryota; Metazoa; Arthropoda; Arachnida; Sarcoptiformes; Pyroglyphidae
Product: putative UDP-glucosyltransferase YdhE
Molecular function (GO): UDP-glycosyltransferase activity
Source: RefSeq, a predicted model, not a curated record